ACUAGGAAGACUACUCCCUAACCUUGUGAAAAUCUUUGCCUCGUUCUCUACUUCUCUCUAUGACUCUCUCACUACUUGUCAUUUAAUAUAAAUUUUGUCUUCUUAAUCAACUCUUGAAUGCUUUUCCUCUUCCUCUCUUCACAAAACAACAACAUUUAUUAAUUUUCUUCCCUUUCUUAUUGUUUACCAUAUAUUUUCAUUUAUUAAUCUCUCUCUCUCUUCCACAUAGAGAAGGAAAGGGAAAAAAAACAUAUUUGGUUUUUGGACAUUUUAAAUAACAAAGGAUUGACCAAUUAAGCAUAGGAAGGAGAAUGAAUGGGAAUUCAGAACAAGGUUGCUCUGAAAUUGUUGAAGUUGAUCCUACUGGAAGAUAUGGAAGAUACAAUGAGAUUCUUGGUAAAGGGGCAUCAAAGACAGUGUAUGAAGCUCUCUUUUUGCAUUCCAUUUCCAAAUUUAGAAAAGGAAAGAGUUUAAUAGUUGUUUUUGCACCCUGGUCUAUUUAUUUCCUUGGUGGGUAUUUUUGGUUUUUUCAAUUAAAGGUUAAAUUUUUUUGUUCAUUUGGUUGUGUUGGUUUUUGUUGUUACAGCUAUAGAGCCUUUGAUGAGUAUGAAGGGAUUGAAGUGGCAUGGAACCAAGUUAAACUCUAUGACUUUUUGCAAAACCCUGAAGAUCUUGAGAGGCUCUACUGUGAAAUUCAUCUUCUUAAGACCUUGAAACACAGACAUAUAAUGAAGUUCUACACUUCUUGGGUUGAUACUGCUAACAGGAACAUUAACUUUGUUACUGAGAUGUUCACCUCUGGCACUCUUAGACAGUAUAGGCUAAAACACAGGAGAGUUAACAUAAGAGCAGUUAAGCAUUGGUGUAGACAGAUUCUGAAAGGCCUUCUCUACCUUCACAGCCGUAACCCCCCUGUGAUUCACAGAGAUCUUAAGUGUGACAAUAUUUUUAUCAAUGGAAACCAAGGUGAAGUCAAGAUUGGUGACCUUGGCCUUGCUGCUAUUCUGCGAAAAUCGCAUGCUGCUCAUUGUGUUGGAACACCAGAAUUCAUGGCACCAGAAGUGUAUGAAGAGGAAUACAAUGAAUUAGUAGACAUAUAUGCUUUUGGGAUGUGCAUCUUGGAAAUGGUUACCUUUGAAUAUCCAUACAGUGAAUGUACACACCCUGCUCAGAUUUACAAGAAAGUUAUCUCAGGUAAAAAACCAGAAGCUUUGUACAAAGUAAAAAAUCCCGAGGUUAGACAUUUCAUUGAGAAAUGCUUAGCAACUGUGUCUUGUAGGCUUACUGCUUUAGAGCUACUGAAAGACCCUUUUCUCCAAGUUGAGGAUUAUGGAUAUGAUAUGAGGUCAUUAGAGUACGAAACUGACUAUGAUGAUGUUGGGCCUUUCCUAAGACAACCUCAUUAUGGAAUUCAUCAUCGUGACAGUAACAGAUAUUUGAACAAUGGUUAUAUCUAUGAACCUGAAAAUGACUUAAAUUGUCAUCCUGUUGUUGAGUAUGAAUCGAGUGAGAUUGAUCUCUUCUCUGGUCAAGAGGAUGAACAUGUGGGAGAUUUUGACAUCACAAUCAAAGGGAGGCGAAAAGACGGAGAAGAUGGCAUCUUUUUAAGGCUCAGAAUUGCAGAUAGGGAGGGCCGAAUUCGGAACAUCUAUUUCCCAUUUGAUAUUGAGAACGAUACUGCGUUGAACGUUGCUACUGAAAUGGUUAAUGAGCUUGAUAUCACUGACCAAGAUGUGAUCAAAAUAGCCGACAUGAUAGAUAAUGAAAUUGCUAGUUUGGUACCAGAGUGGAAGAGGGGAUUGGCAAUAGAAGAAAAUCAGCAGUGCUCAGCUACAAGCUUCUGUCACAACUGUGAUACAAAUGGUUCCAUAAUGGAUUAUGUAACAUCAGAUAGUUCAGCUGCCAAGAACCUUCAAGUCCUUGAGUGUUCCAAACCUGGCUCUGCAGCAAUCCAUGGUCGAUUUGAAGAAAUUACCUACCAAGUUGAAGGGUCUUCAGAACAAUGCCUCACAGAGGGCACAGCAGAACAUUCUCGCCACUCUGAAGGCAUCCGAUUCGCAGAUAUCUGGGCACAGAGAGAUGGACCAGAAUUAAGCUCACAAGGGUCAAAAGACAUCUAUUGCGAUGAAGCUGUUAAAUCUUUGAACCUGUCUAACUCUGAGAAGGAAGAGAAGAUUAUAGUUAUGGACAAUCAAAGUGGGUCUAAUGCUGCAAAUUUUAGUCCAUCGGCAAAUCAUGAUUCUAGUCCUGCUUUUGAUGAUUAUGAAAAUGACAUUAGACAAGAGCUAAGAUGGCUCAAAGCCAAAUAUCAAAUGCAGUUGAGAGGGCUUAAACACCAACAGUUAAGAGCCAAGAAAAAACCAUCAAGCUUAGCUCCAAGUCCUGAUAACUCGGAACACAAGGGAGACAAUAAUGGAGAAUCAAUGUCUUCAGUCUCACCCCAGCUGAAGAAAGAAAACAGAAGACCUCCCCUCAAAUCUUCCUGCUUUGUAAACCAUUUUGGCUCAACCUUUGAAGUUGAUGGAGAUAACAAGUUUGCCAAUGUGGAUAAUCAAAAUGUCCAAAGUUUGGAGGCAAUGAAGGGUUCAUGGAGUCCAGACCAAAUAUUCACGGCUAAGAGUUUCUACAGUGGAUCUUUGUUUCCACAACCUCUUCAUAGAGCAACUUCUCUUCCAGUUGAUGCUAUAGAUGCUUAAACUCUCUUAAUUCUUUCUCUAAAUCUCUCACCAAGACUCCAGGUGGUGAACAUUAAAGAAGCCUUAAGUAACUUUCAAGAGCAUGUGGGUUUAAUUGCCAGAUGGGGUUUUCUUCUUAUUACUUUGUAAUUAUACUUCAAUUAUAAUGUACAUUACGUAGUUACCAUAACAAUAAAUAAGAUUUCCUCUUUUUUAA
Molecule: messenger RNA, 2892 nt
Organism: Humulus lupulus (European hop)
Lineage: Eukaryota; Viridiplantae; Streptophyta; Magnoliopsida; Rosales; Cannabaceae
Product: probable serine/threonine-protein kinase WNK9
Exons: 6
Coding region: 312-2696 (794 amino acids)
Biological process (GO): intracellular signal transduction; protein phosphorylation
Cellular component (GO): cytoplasm
Molecular function (GO): ATP binding; protein serine/threonine kinase activity
Source: RefSeq, a predicted model, not a curated record